Messenger RNA from Boleophthalmus pectinirostris (great blue-spotted mudskipper), 3311 nucleotides. RefSeq lists its product as uncharacterized. The record is from RefSeq and is a predicted model, not a curated record. The annotation marks the transcript as partial. The transcript is spliced from 8 exons. NCBI's taxonomy places the organism in Eukaryota, Metazoa, Chordata, Actinopteri, Gobiiformes, Gobiidae.
AUCAUGUAGUACGCAUGCGCACUGUGUUUGCUUUGGGUCAGAGGUCUGCGUUGUCUGGUGGUAUGUUCGCUGGAAUCCCCCCCCCCGUGACCCUCUGCUCGGGCCUGAUGUGGGUGGCUUUGUGCCAUGGACUUUAGAAGCUCCAGAUCCAACUGCCAUUCACUUAGAAAAGAGGGACUUUGGUGCUUAGCAACAGUGAAUGCCACCAGCCCCGCUGACUCUGACCACUCCCCCUACGCUGUGGGCCGCAUGGAUAAGAUUUUUAACUAAAGUAAGGGCCACAAUUUCAUGUUCUUGGAAGUCUACAAUGUCAGACAAAAACUUAAACAAGCCUUGUGAGGGCCAGGAUGAGCCCCCAUUAUUUUUGGCAAACAGAGGUCGUUUGUUAGAUAGUGACAGCAACUACUCAUUGUCCUUGUCACCCGACUCUGCCAGCUGUAAUUUUAACCUGAGCGUGAGAAGAGACUGCACUUCCCCAGAUAUUAACACACAGAGUGCAGAUGGACCUAUCCUGCACCCAAACAAUACUAUAAUAACUCUACCACAAGGAAAGCGCUUCACUAAUUUGGAGAAUUCUUUAAUAGCUUCACCGGACAGUAGCAGAAUCAAUUUUUGGAACGAUAGCUUGAGUUUUUUGAGCUGCCAAGAUUCUGACAGAAACAAAACAUUUUAUAAGACUGCAUCAGAGGGAAGCAACAGUGAAAUGGCAUCUCCAGAUUCAGUUGGGAUGAGUUCAUGUAGGACAUCCCAUAGAGGAUCCAUGGAUCUCUCCUUCAGUUCUGCAGAAAUGGUUGUACGGAGCAACAGCUUUGUCUUGGACCAGCAAGCAUCAGUGUUAUCCUCACUUGAGGAGUCCUCAGCUCCUCCAGUCUCAAGCCAUGAUGAAUCCAAGUCUCUUUUAACCCCUUUCAGUGAAACAGGUGGUGCAGGUGACCAAGCCGGCGACCACCCUUGCUUUGGGAUGACAUUUGUGUUUGAAGAUAAAAUGGAGCUUCCAAGUGAAGAGCAUGAAGCAACGUCUAACUCGUCUUUUCUAGCUUUGCCAGGAGAAGGAGAGAAUUUCAGUACCACCUUUCUUUGCAAAAACUCAGAUAUUAAGAAUGACACUCCAUUUAUUUCCUCUAGAUCUGAACUGCUGUAUGAAUCUGCAAGUUUGUCUGAGGAUUCCCAUAGAAAGUCUGUGGACCUCUCCUUCAGCUCUGCAGAGAUGGUGGUACGAGGCAACAGUUUUAUCUUGGAGGAGCAAGCUGUACCUUCACUGAUGUCUUCAUUUGAUGAGUCUCUAGCUCCUCCAACGUCUAGUCAUAUUGAAUCAAAGUCUCUAUUGGCAUCUGCUGCUAGUGUGAAAGAUGGUGCAGGUGACCAGGCAGGAGACCAGCUCUCUCUUGGGACCACAUUUGUAUUAGGAGAUAAGGUGGAGCUCCCAAGUGAAGAGGUUGGAGGGAUGUGUAACUCUUUCUUAGCUUUACCAGGAGAGAAGCAUGGUCUUCACAUUUCACCACUUUCUACCACUUUCCUCUAUGAAAACUCAACAUCAGAUUGUGCAAAUGAUGCUCAGUUUAUUUACUCUGAAGCUGAACUGCACAAUGAAUCCAAGCCUCUCUCAACACCAGAUCAAGUUAUGACAUUUGAUACCCCAUUGUUUUCUGUUAAAGAUAAAGAUAUUUGUACUUCUACUCCUGUACAAAACCUAGGGACCCAUCUGCCAAACCUGGCUUCUUUUGCUGUGUCACCCUGCACAGAAAAUACUGGAAGUCCUGCUCCCCAGCCCGUGUUGAGGAAGAAAAACUCUGUCUCUCCCAAACAAUUUGAGAGAGGAACCCCAGUUUCAGGCAAUAAAGUCACUAAAAUGGGAGUUGACAAGUUUCCAAAAUCCAACAUGAGCAGUGUGAGAUGUAAAAUGAGAAGGGCUGAAGGAUCAAGUCUUCUACUGGAUAAACCACUGCAAAUGAAUGCUAAACAAGAAGGGAACAAAGUUGGAUCUAGGCCAAGUCCUACCAGAAUUAAUAAUGGUGCAACAACCCCAGUCUCUGCUGUCCUUAAUCCUCAAAGAAAACUAUACAUUAGAGCUAAUAAAGACCUAAAAGACGGGCAAAGAAAUUCUUUUGAUUCUGAAGAGUCCCAAGCAAAGAGUAGAACAGUCCAUGCAUCACUAAGCAUUGAUACAAGCAAACAAGCUCCAGCGGUCCACUGUAGUCCAGCCAGUUGUGACACUGAGCAAGAACCCACAGGGCACGCUAAUACUGAUCCAAAAGUGAAUAUUGCAAAUACCACCUUCUGUUACCCAGAUAAAUCUCCACCAAAAAAUGACAAAGUGGUCACAAAACCAGCUUCAAAAACCAACACAAUCAAAAAGGUGAAAUCUGGCUCUACUUUAGGCCAUGAAAAGUCAACCCCCAGUACCCCAAGUACACGUCCACGCUCCAGUUCUGAAAGUUCCACUGCACUGUCAAGGCUUUUCAGAAUGGCAAAGCCUCAAAGACUUUCAGCUAGUUUUUCCCUUUCCAUAUCAAAAAACAAAAACCCGAAGAGCCAGACCAAAUUAGGAAAUCAGGAAAAUUCAUCUCCAAGUAAACCUGGAUCUGAAAAAGAAUCCACUGAAACAAAUUGUAGAAAAGUGAAGAAAAUUGUGUUGGUGUCUCAUUCCAGUACAUUAUCGUCAGCGUCUUGUACAGAGACUAAGACCAGGGUGCGUGGACAGCCUUCCCCAAACCUAACAGGCAGAGCAUCGACCUCCAAAUCUUCAGCUGCCAGUCAAAAGACGACGGCUCCUAUGGCGGCCACUCCUCUCAACAUGCAGCGAUCAGGAGCAUCAGACAGAGAGCGCAGCAGGACCAAUUUACUGCUCAAAAGCAAAAUCAAAGGUAAUACAAAAACUCCUGGAGACACUGCCCCAGCUGUUAAUAACAAGCCAGGUUCAUCCCAGCGUCUUCAGACCCCCUCUCGCUCCUCUGUGAUGGACCCCCCUCCCACUUUUGGGCCCAGACUCCAACCACGGAAGGUCUGUGGACCGUCCAGGAUCCAACCAGGGUCCAACGAGUCUGGAGUUCACAGGGAGACUAGUGACAGCACCAAGACGACACAAGUUUCUGGAGCAGCAAGCAGGCGUUCAACCCCUUGCAAAUUUCCAAUCCUCAAAGCGAGACUCAACACUACUCCAGCGAAGACUACUCCAGCUAAGGCCAGUGCGCCAGUGUUGACCGCUCUAUGUAAAACAACUGGACCCACCAAAGGCCUGCCAAACUGUCACAUCAGCUCACAGAAGAGGACCACCACUAACACCACCAAGCUCAUCAGAUUUACUACUUCUG